AUGGGACCCAUUGAUACUGGACUGUUGGAUGUGGACAAGUGCCAGGACACGGCCGCCGGCCAGGGCGUCUCGGCCAUGCCCACGUUCAUAUUCUACAGAAACCGCACCAAAAUCGAUCGAAUUCAGGGCGCUGAUGUCAACGGACUGGAGGCCAAGAUUCAGGAACAUAUUGGCACCAGCAGCGGCGAAGAGGCCGGCGAAGACUAUGGCCAGGGACUGAUGGAGCUCAAUACAUUCAUUUCGAAGCAGGAGUGCGAGUGCCUGAAUGAGGCCGACGAACACAACCUCAAGCACGCGCUGGCCUCAGCCGGCGGCUACUUGCAGUCCGACUGCGAUGAGCAGCUCAUCCUAUCCAUCACUUUCAACCAAGCCGUCAAGAUUCAUUCGUUAAAGUUCAAGGCCCCGUCGCAGCUGGGUCCCAAGGAUGUGAAGUUGUUCAUCAAUCAGCCGCGCACCAUUGACUUUGACAUGGCCGAGUCCAUGAGCAGCGUUCAAGAUCUAACCUUGGCCGAGAAGGAGCUGGAGAAUGGCGCACCAGUCAAUCUGCGCUAUGUGAAAUUCCAGAAUGUACAAAACAUACAAAUCUUCGUGAAGAACAACCAGUCGGGCGGCGAUGUGACACAGAUCGAUUAUAUUGGCUUCAUCGGCUCCCCAAUCAUGACAACAAAGAUGAACGACUUCAAGCUUGUGGCCGGCAAGAAGGGCGAAAGCCACUAGGACAGUCCGCCCCUC
Molecule: messenger RNA, 732 nt
Organism: Drosophila subobscura
Lineage: Eukaryota; Metazoa; Arthropoda; Insecta; Diptera; Drosophilidae
Product: thioredoxin-like protein 1
Exons: 2
Coding region: 1-717 (238 amino acids)
Source: RefSeq, a predicted model, not a curated record